Messenger RNA from Betta splendens (Siamese fighting fish), 3137 nucleotides. Its product is annotated as hippocalcin-like protein 1. The transcript has 5 exons. Lineage: Eukaryota; Metazoa; Chordata; Actinopteri; Anabantiformes; Osphronemidae. The coding region runs from base 428 to 1009 and encodes 193 amino acids. The record is from RefSeq and is a predicted model, not a curated record. Gene Ontology annotation, molecular function: calcium ion binding.
GCACAACGCUUCUCAGACACACCGUCCUGCGCUGCUUUUCCGUCCCGGCCUCUGGGAGGAGAGCGAUCGCCAGUAGCAGCACCCGCCGCCGCCGCCGCCGCUGCCUCUCCGCCUGCACGGUAACAUGGUUCGCGGGGCCCGGUUCCUGUAGCCAAGGGCCACUUCGCAGUCGCUGUGAGCGCGCGCGUGUAAGUAAGUGCGGUAAGAAGCCGCAGCGGCAGCGGGAUCGCAAACGCUAUUCAUCGGUUGGUUUCGGGAGGAAGAACGAGAGCCGAGCAUCCUCGCGUCUGCAUCCGGCCGUCCUGCGCUGAACCGGAGCAGGGACACUCGCCUCCCCGUCAGAAGCGGAACUGCAUCGGGUGUGACACUUGGCUAGCGCUGUAGUCGCCGCUGUCGUCGAGGGAACCAGGAGUCCUGUCCCGUUGCCAUGGGGAAACAGAACAGCAAGCUGCGGCCCGAGGUGCUGCAGGACCUCCGAGAGAAUACGGAGUUCUCUGAUCACGAACUGCAGGAGUGGUACAAAGGCUUCUUGAAGGACUGCCCCAGUGGAACCCUCAACGUGGAGGAGUUCAAAAAGAUCUACGCCAACUUCUUCCCCUACGGCGACGCCUCCAAGUUCGCCGAGCACGUCUUCCGAACUUUUGACACGAACGCGGACGGCACGAUAGACUUCCGGGAGUUCAUCAUCGCCUUGAGCGUGACGUCGCGGGGGAAGCUGGAGCAGAAGCUGAAAUGGGCUUUCAGCAUGUACGACCUGGACGGGAACGGCUACAUCAGCCGUGAGGAGAUGCUGGAGAUUGUACAGGCCAUCUACAAGAUGGUGUCGUCUGUGAUGAAGAUGCCAGAGGAUGAAUCCACGCCAGAGAAGAGGACAGAUAAGAUCUUCAGACAAAUGGACCUCAAUAAUGAUGGCAAAUUAUCCCUGGAGGAGUUCAUCAAAGGUGCCAAAAGCGACCCCUCCAUCGUCCGGCUACUCCAGUGUGACCCCAGUUCGGCCUCCCAGUUCUGAACCACUGCCCGGUUGCGACCGUUUCUUCCUCAACCUCUCAGUCGCUAUCGAACCAGUCACUCAAAAUCAAUGCAUGAUGGUUCUCGUCUCUCAUACUAUCUUAUUUUUGUUGUUGUUGUUUCGUGCAGGGAUGAAGGAGGUAAUUUAAGAGCAUAAGGAAAGGCUUCGCUGUCAUGUUACUUUUUAUAUAUAUAAAUAUUUGAGAAAAACGAAGGGACACGCAUACGUUUAAUGAUCAAAUGGUCAACGCAGGCAUCUGCUGUCGUUGGAGUUUCUCCUCGCUCAUGUAUAUCAUGUAUAUAAUGUACGUCUAUGUAUAUCAUGGGUGAAGUCAUGUACACACUCUCUGGCAUUGAAAGGCAGUAUUAUGUAGCGUAGCUUAGCGGUGGAAGGGGGUGGCCGGGAUUUUACUGCUAUAUGAAAAGAAGGCCUAAGAUCCCAUUUUGUUUAUUUUCUCAUUUGUACAUAUCGUUUUCCUCGCGGUCUUUUAUUUAUUGAUUUCUACUCUCAUUUUCGCGCUUUAACUUUGACAUGUGGACGAUGACGACGUGCCAGUUUACAGUGGCGACAAGUGCGCGUGCGGGCCGAGCUGUCGUGGAUUCACGGACGUGUGACUUGAGAGACGCGAGGAGACUCCAUAUUGCUUUGAUCCGCGACACCCGUAGCACAUAUCGUUUAUGGAGCCGCCAUGCGUUUAUCGACUACGGCUGCGCGUUUUGGCCUGAAUGCGAGUGCGUGUGCGCGUGCACGUGAAUAUGCAACGUAUGCCUGAGGCUAACUUUACAGUGUUAUCAUGUUGUGUUGUUUCUUAAUUUAUAAGUAUUUUAAAGCUCUUUAUCGACGACGAGUAAACUUAAAGUAGUCUUAACCCGUCACUAUACUGCAUGAUCCUCCGAACCGGACCUGAACGGAACCCACAGCAACAGUUGACGCACAGCAGUAGGUUUUGUAGCCCUGCAGCCUCCUCAGCAGCGCCAGGCAGAAGCAAUCGAGCGCCUGUUCCGGAACCCAACCCGACCCCAUUCUUUUCCCUCUGACGGACAGAGAACUCACUAAGGGCUCGUUCAUCACUCUCCGGCUGAACGCUUUUAUAACCUCCCGGAUUAGUCUGCUUGCGGAGCAGUUAGAUGAAGGGACACGUUCCACGGGACGACGGCAAGUUCAGACGCUUCUAAUUUGGGAUUUUAGGGUUUCCUGAUACACGGUGUGAAGCAGUCUGUCAGCAAUCAGUGGCUGUGUUUACAUUAGUGCUGCAUUAAUAUCUGGGGUGCUUUUCCUCACGUAUUUCAUUUAUGAAUGUAGCAACGAGGCAGUCACUCAAAUCACAUCUAACAUAAGACUAUGAAACAUUUAUAUGUGCUGCUGAAGAGUUUUAAAGCAUUUCCAUCAUCUGACAGUGCGUAUGAAAACAUGGCCACUGUUCGCAUGCAUGAGGCUCACUGCUGGUUCACUAUUGCCAUCUUCUGUUUUGGAUGUUAAACACAGAGCUAAUUCGGCCUGUGAAGAAGUAGACACGUGGGUUCCAACAAAACAGAUUCAUCAUAGUGAGUAUGUUCAUUAUUUGCAAGUGUGUCCUUCUGCUUCACCGCAGUAAAAGCUUUUACUGCUGACUUUUAUUUACUUUGCAGGAAACUUAAUCAUAUAUCACACAUUUCACUUUCAAAAUACCUGGAUGAUUUUUCGAGAACCCAACUGCAAAUAAAUAAUUUUUGUCCAUAUCAGCCCCAAAAGAGAUGAAGGUGGAUCUCUCCCAUUGUUUCACAAUGUCAGUAACUGAUUUAAAGUGUGAUGGUGGCAGAGUGAAGUAGCAGUGAGCACGUUGAAGGUGAACCUUUAUCAAACAUUUGCACAGGAGCUUCCCAACCAGUCGCACCUGCUUUGGGGAACUUCUACUUUCACUGCCUUCUGCAGAUAGUAUAAGGGACAACAGUUGCUACCCCCGAUCUACUGAACCCUUUUAUAUUCUCACUGCCUCUAAUGAACUGGUCCCUUGUGUUGGAUGAAGACACCCCACCCCUCUUUCCUAACUUUCCACCCUUCCUACUUUUCUGUUGCAUGAAAACCUCACAGGAGGAUGUCAUGUUUGUUCCGUUGGACCUGGAAUCAAAAUAUACCUAUGUGUUUCAAA